This is a messenger RNA of Homo sapiens (human), 5276 nucleotides long. RefSeq names its product NCK associated protein 5 like (gene NCKAP5L). The record is from RefSeq and is a predicted model, not a curated record. Gene Ontology annotation, cellular component: centrosome. The coding region runs from base 191 to 4060 and encodes 1289 amino acids. The transcript has 12 exons. NCBI's taxonomy places the organism in Eukaryota, Metazoa, Chordata, Mammalia, Primates, Hominidae.
GGCACCCCCCUUUCUCUGCCCCCCGCCCCCAAGCCGCGGCCAUGGACCUGGCGGAUCCGGCCUGCCCUGGCCCAGCUCAACACCUGAUUUCGGCAAGGUGACCGUUCUGGAUGCUAGAGUGAGUGUGCCCACCUGCGUAAGGGGGCAGAGACAGCCUGCCGGGGCUUCUCUUCCUUGUUCCCAGGGCCAGAUGUCAGAGGCCAUGGACCAGCCAGCUGGGGGUCCUGGAAACCCAAGGCCAGGAGAGGGUGAUGAUGGCAGCAUGGAGCCAGGCACCUGCCAGGAGCUUCUGCACCGACUGCGGGAGCUGGAGGCAGAGAACUCGGCACUUGCCCAGGCCAACGAAAACCAGCGGGAGACUUAUGAGCGCUGUCUGGACGAGGUUGCCAACCAUGUGGUACAGGCGUUGCUGAACCAGAAGGACCUGCGAGAGGAGUGCAUCAAGCUGAAGAAGAGAGUGUUUGACCUGGAACGGCAGAACCAGAUGCUGAGUGCCCUGUUUCAGCAGAAACUCCAGCUCACGACAGGCUCGCUCCCUCAGAUCCCACUCACUCCACUCCAGCCACCAUCAGAGCCACCAGCCUCCCCCUCCCUGAGCUCCACUGAGGGACCGGCUGCCCCGCUGCCUCUGGGGCACUGUGCUGGGCAGAGAGAGGUAUGUUGGGAGCAGCAGCUGAGGCCAGGAGGCCCAGGCCCCCCAGCCGCCCCACCCCCAGCGCUGGAUGCCCUAUCCCCGUUCCUUCGGAAGAAGGCCCAGAUUCUGGAGGUGCUGAGAGCCCUGGAAGAGACUGACCCCUUGCUUCUCUGCUCACCUGCCACCCCCUGGCGGCCUCCAGGCCAGGGGCCUGGCUCCCCAGAGCCCAUCAACGGCGAGCUGUGUGGCCCGCCUCAGCCUGAACCCUCACCCUGGGCGCCCUGCCUGCUGCUAGGCCCUGGCAACCUGGGAGGCCUGCUGCACUGGGAGCGCCUCUUGGGGGGUCUGGGAGGGGAAGAGGACACUGGGCGGCCCUGGGGUCCUAGCAGGGGACCUCCUCAGGCCCAGGGCACCAGCUCUGGCCCAAACUGUGCCCCAGGCAGCAGCUCCUCCUCCUCUUCUGAUGAGGCAGGUGACCCCAAUGAGGCACCCAGCCCCGACACCCUGCUCGGUGCCCUGGCCCGCAGACAGUUGAACCUGGGCCAGCUCCUUGAGGACACAGAGUCUUACCUACAGGCCUUCCUGGCCGGGGCUGCAGGCCCACUCAAUGGGGACCACCCAGGUCCUGGGCAGUCAUCCUCCCCAGACCAGGCGCCCCCACAGCUGUCUAAGUCCAAAGGCCUCCCCAAGUCAGCUUGGGGUGGGGGUACCCCAGAGGCCCACAGGCCAGGCUUCGGUGCUACCUCAGAGGGCCAGGGGCCCCUCCCCUUCCUUAGCAUGUUCAUGGGUGCUGGGGAUGCCCCACUGGGCUCUCGGCCUGGCCACCCCCAUUCCUCAUCUCAGGUGAAAAGCAAGCUCCAAAUUGGCCCCCCUUCUCCUGGGGAAGCUCAGGGACCCCUUCUGCCCUCUCCAGCUAGGGGUCUCAAGUUUCUAAAGCUGCCUCCAACCUCGGAGAAGAGCCCCAGCCCAGGAGGCCCGCAGCUCAGUCCCCAGCUCCCCCGGAACUCGCGAAUCCCCUGUCGGAACAGUGGCUCAGACGGCAGCCCCUCCCCACUGUUGGCCCGAAGGGGUCUGGGUGGAGGAGAGCUGUCCCCAGAGGGGGCGCAAGGCCUGCCCACCAGCCCUUCACCCUGCUACACAACCCCAGACUCCACACAGCUCAGACCCCCGCAGUCAGCCUUGUCCACCACGCUGUCCCCAGGCCCAGUGGUGUCUCCCUGCUAUGAGAACAUUCUGGACCUUUCUCGGAGCACCUUUAGGGGGCCUUCCCCAGAGCCACCUCCAUCCCCACUGCAGGUGCCCACCUACCCACAGCUAACUCUGGAGGUACCACAGGCCCCUGAGGUCCUCAGAAGCCCUGGAGUACCCCCCAGUCCUUGCCUCCCAGAAUCGUACCCCUAUGGGAGCCCCCAAGAGAAGAGUUUGGACAAGGCAGGCUCGGAGUCUCCCCAUCCCGGCCGCAGGACCCCAGGCAACUCAUCCAAGAAGCCCAGCCAGGGGUCAGGACGGCGACCUGGGGAUCCUGGCAGCACACCUCUGCGGGACAGACUGGCGGCCCUGGGGAAGCUGAAGACAGGCCCCGAGGGGGCCCUGGGCUCAGAGAAGAAUGGGGUGCCAGCCAGGCCUGGCACCGAAAAGACCCGGGGACCUGGGAAGUCAGGGGAGAGUGCUGGAGACAUGGUGCCCUCCAUCCACAGGCCACUGGAGCAGCUAGAAGCCAAGGGGGGGAUACGGGGGGCAGUGGCCUUGGGCACAAACAGCCUGAAGCAGCAGGAACCUGGACUUAUGGGGGAUCCCGGGGCCCGAGUCUACUCCUCUCACUCCAUGGGGGCCCGGGUGGACCUGGAGCCUGUCUCACCAAGGAGCUGCCUCACCAAAGUGGAGCUGGCCAAGAGCCGGCUGGCAGGGGCCCUGUGCCCCCAGGUACCCCGUACCCCUGCCAAAGUGCCAACCUCAGCCCCAAGCCUGGGCAAGCCCAAUAAGAGCCCUCACAGCAGCCCCACCAAGCUCCCUUCCAAGUCACCAACCAAGGUGGUGCCUCGACCUGGGGCUCCGCUAGUCACCAAGGAGUCCCCCAAGCCUGACAAAGGGAAGGGCCCUCCCUGGGCAGACUGUGGUAGUACCACGGCCCAGUCCACACCCCUAGUACCUGGCCCCACUGACCCAAGUCAGGGCCCUGAGGGGCUGGCCCCACACUCAGCCAUCGAGGAGAAGGUGAUGAAGGGCAUUGAGGAGAACGUGCUGCGGCUCCAGGGCCAGGAGCGAGCCCCUGGCGCCGAGGUCAAGCACCGCAACACCAGCAGCAUCGCCAGCUGGUUCGGCCUUAAGAAGAGCAAGCUGCCAGCGCUGAACCGCCGCACAGAGGCCACCAAGAACAAGGAGGGGGCUGGCGGGGGCUCCCCGCUCCGGAGGGAAGUCAAGAUGGAAGCCCGGAAGCUGGAGGCCGAGAGCCUCAACAUCUCCAAGCUGAUGGCCAAGGCGGAAGACCUGCGUCGGGCACUGGAAGAGGAGAAGGCCUACCUAAGCAGCCGGGCCCGGCCACGGCCUGGUGGCCCAGCCCCAGGGCCCAACACGGGGCUGGGGCAGGUGCAGGGCCAGCUGGCUGGCAUGUACCAAGGUGCAGACACCUUCAUGCAGCAGCUGCUAAACAGGGUGGAUGGCAAGGAGCUGCCAUCCAAGAGCUGGCGGGAGCCCAAGCCUGAGUACGGGGAUUUCCAGCCGGUGUCUUCUGACCCCAAGAGCCCCUGGCCAGCCUGUGGGCCCCGGAAUGGCCUGGUGGGCCCUCUUCAGGGCUGCGGAAAACCUCCUGGAAAGCCGAGCAGCGAGCCAGGGAGGCGGGAAGAGAUGCCCUCGGAGGACAGCCUGGCCGAGCCAGUGCCCACCUCACACUUCACAGCCUGUGGCUCCUUGACUCGAACCUUGGACAGUGGCAUUGGGACCUUCCCACCCCCAGACCAUGGUAGCAGUGGGACCCCCAGCAAGAAUCUUCCUAAGACCAAGCCACCGCGGCUGGAUCCCCCACCUGGGGUACCCCCAGCUCGGCCCCCACCCCUUACCAAAGUCCCCCGCCGCGCCCACACACUGGAGCGGGAGGUGCCAGGCAUAGAGGAGCUGCUGGUGAGUGGGCGGCACCCCAGCAUGCCAGCCUUCCCUGCACUGCUACCCGCUGCUCCGGGCCACCGGGGCCAUGAGACCUGUCCUGAUGAUCCCUGUGAAGACCCAGGCCCCACCCCUCCUGUCCAGCUGGCCAAGAACUGGACCUUCCCCAAUACUAGGGCAGCCGGCAGCUCCUCGGACCCUCUCAUGUGCCCACCCCGACAACUGGAGGGGCUGCCCAGGACCCCCAUGGUGAGAAUUGCAGCAGAGGAAAGGGAAAGGACUCGGGAGCAGGAGGGAGUGAUGUGGGGAGACCAGUUUCUCCAGUAAGGUACGGCCUGUGUGUCGCACAGUCUCAGUGCUGCACCCUCUGGGAGGAGGACCCCUGGGAUGCCCUGUGAGCGGCCCUCCCCACUGCCCUCCUUGCACUUCUCUCGUGGGGAAAGGUUUCUGUCCCUCCCCAGAACCUUGUAGGACUGUUCUCAGUUGUACCUCCAGCCUGUUUCCUCUGAAGUAUACCCCACCUUGGGCCCCCUCUGGAGCAGCCCCCCAUCAGGUGCACAGACGCCCCUCAGAGCUCAGUGCCUCUGAGGCUGGGCCGAAAGGUGGAGAGGAGCUUCCUCCCGAGCUGCCCCUCCUUUCCCAGGCCCUGCCCGUGGACCGGAAGCGAAGCCAGGAGCCCAGCCGCCCGUCCCCUACGCCCCAGGGCCCACCUUUCGGGGGUAGCCGCACCCCCAGCACUUCGGACAUGGCCGAGGAAGGCAGAGUGGCCAGCGGGGGCCCCCCAGGGCUGGAGACCUCGGAGUCUCUCAGUGACUCACUCUACGACUCGCUGUCCUCUUGUGGGAGUCAGGGCUGAGGGGCUGCGCCACGCCACGGCCCCGCUGGAGCUGGGGACCACAGACUGGACCGGCUCUCUUCAUGCCCAGCCCCCGGAGACGGGGACCCCUCCCUGAAGGGACCAAGGAGGCAGGUGGAUAAGAAGGUGAAAAGGGGGUCCCUGGCACACCCCACCACCCACUGCUUCGGCGGAUGAGAUGACCGUGCUCAGCUCAGGGAGAGACCCCGCCCUUGGUCCCUUCUCUCACCCAGAGUAAGGCUCUUCCUGGAAGGGACUGGGGGUUAAAGGCCACUGUGUCGCAGCCCUCCAGUCCCUACUUCAGGCUGAGCCAUCUUGUGGUGCUGGGCUUCCUGCCCACCAGCCGUGCCAUCUCUGCCCAACCCGGCUGCUCCUCUGCCCCGAAGCCCUCGCGAGGCCCUCCUGGAGGCCCCCGUGCUGGUGGAGUUUGGGGGCCAGGGGGACAAGUUGCCUUCUCUCUCUGCCCUGGUCCUCCCUGCUGUCUGGAUGGUGCUGCCCUCCUCUGCCCCAUGCCUUUGGGGUCUGUUCGUCCGUCUUUUUUGUUGUUGUUUUUAUAUAUUGAAGCGCCUGGCCCAGCCCCCAGCCCCCAGCCCCGCACUGCGGUUAAUUUAUGUGUUGUUUAAAAUGCGGCUGCUCUGCUUCCUGCCUCUGCUUCUGCCGUAUCCCUAAUAAAAUGUGGAGGCCCCC